Nymphaea colorata (pocket water lily) is the source of this 1525-nucleotide messenger RNA. Its product is annotated as enoyl-CoA hydratase 2, peroxisomal. NCBI's taxonomy places the organism in Eukaryota, Viridiplantae, Streptophyta, Magnoliopsida, Nymphaeales, Nymphaeaceae. Gene Ontology annotation, cellular component: peroxisome. The coding region runs from base 496 to 1422 and encodes 308 amino acids. The transcript has 11 exons. The record is from RefSeq and is a predicted model, not a curated record.
GGAAGCGGGUGGCAGAAACUAACGUCCUCGUUAUCAACGCAAUUAUUGCGUUCCGAAUACUGAUCAUGCUUUGUUGAUGUUGCCCAGGAAACGACUAGCUUCUUCGCACCGGAUCGCUUCCCGUUUGAAACGCUUCCUAGUUCCUAGAAUCACAUCGCCUGCUAGAGUGCAGUAAUUGACCACCCAUUUGCUUCCGCUUCACGUAUCGCUUCAUGUGUCUUUCCGUCUCUUUCGCCACCACGGGAGCGGCACCGUGAAAAUACCUGAAGUUCAGAAGCCAAGGUGAUCAUAUCAGUUUUCAUUGUCCGCUCCAUCGCCUCCACUGGGACGCUGGUCCGACGUCUUCAUCGGAGCAGGGAAAAAGGGUCCGAGUAGGAAAGAACUCGUCGUCGGGAAGUAAUCGACGGCACGCAGCAGGACGAUCAUCUGCCUUCAAGUCCUAUCGGAGUGACCCAACAAUUUGGGGAGGCAACCGGAACUGGUUUGGGGCUAGAAAUGGCGGGUCCCAAAACCAUCGAUCCCGAAUUGGUCAUCUCCCACCAAUUCCCCGAGGGAGAUUUCACUUAUUCAGAAAGAGACGUGGUACUUUAUGCCCUUGGUGUGGGAGCAUGUUCAGGAAAUGCUGUGGAUGAAAAAGAGUUGAAGUAUGUCUACCAUAACUUGGGUCAACCAUUUGUCAAGGUUUUACCAACGUUUGCUGUCUUAUUUCCAUUUCAACUUGUCAAUCAGCUUAUGCGAUUGCCAGGUCUUCAGUUCAAUCCAGCUUUACUAUUACAUGGCCAACAAUAUCUGGAGAUUUGCAAGCCUCUUCCCACAAGUUGCAAUGUAAGAAAUGAAGCAGUUGUUGCUGGCCUUCAUGAUAAAGGGAAGGCGGCUGUUAUUGAGAUUGAAACUACUAGUUAUGACAGGGAGUCUGGUGAAGCUCUUUGCAAAAACCGGAGCACUCUGUAUUUACGUGGUGCUGGUGGUUUCUCAAAGUCAUCAUCUAUGUACACAUAUUCCAGGAAUGCAGCAAAGAUGAAUUUCUCAACUGGGUUCCCUGACACUCCACCGUUUGCAAUUCAUGAGGAAUCUACACAAUCAUCUCAGGCACUGUUGUAUCGUCUAUCUGGUGAUUAUAACCCUUUGCAUUCAGAUCCUGUAGUUGCCAAUAUUGCAGGGUUCUCUCGCCCGAUAUUGCAUGGCCUGUGCACAUUAGGAUUUGCAGUUCGUGCAGUCAUCAAGUGUUGCUGUCAUGGCGAGCCGAACAUGGUGAAGAGCCUAAUGGGUCGCUUCCUCUUGCAUGUUUAUCCUGGGGAGACCUUGAUUACAGAGAUGUGGUUAGAACAAGAGAGGGUGGUGUACCGCACUAUGGUGAAAGAGAGGAGCCAGGCUGUGUUUUCUGGUUUUGUGGUGUUAAACCGUUUACCUUCAGCCAUGUGAAUUCUGUUUUUUAUGUGAAAAAUGAUCACAAUAAUCUUGUUUGGAUGCAAUGAGCAGAUCUAUAUACAAUCCAAUUGCAACCUAAUUGACAUCCUUUGCUUCA